Suillus paluster is the source of this 1161-nucleotide messenger RNA. RefSeq lists its product as uncharacterized. The transcript is spliced from 3 exons. Lineage: Eukaryota; Fungi; Basidiomycota; Agaricomycetes; Boletales; Suillaceae. The coding region runs from base 1 to 741 and encodes 246 amino acids. The record is from RefSeq and is a predicted model, not a curated record.
AUGCGAGACCGUGGCCACAUGCUUUUUCCCCCCCUGGUACAAAAGUUUGCCAAAGUUCGAUACCUGGCCCACAAUCUCGAUCCAGUCGUGGAUCUUCCUUAUAUCCCUCCCGUCGAGUUCCACCCUCCCAUCAACUUUGAGUACGACGCAGUUCUCCAAGUCGCGCCUACAAUGGAACCCACUCCCUCCUCUUCCUUUGUUCCUCAACCGGCUCCCCAGCAUGGAUUUGCUACAGUGAACUACUCCUUGCCGUCUAUCCCGCGUUCCACUCGUUCCUUCUCAAAGCGCAACGUUUCUGCUGUGCUACAUGAUUUAGAUGACAAUGCCGACGGGCAGAGUGAUGCAGAGGAGACGGACGAUGAAUAUGUCCCUUCAUCUUCGCGUAAUCCGAAGAAACGUCGUUGUUCCACGCGUAAUACCAAUGCGCCUGCCUACGCUCUUAGCAAUGCCGCGCCCCAAUACGCGUCGCCUUCCGCAAAACGUUCUCGCCCUGCCCCCCCUCCCCGGAACACUCGAGCAAUCCCUGGCACUAAUCUCAGCUCUGCGAGUAAAUCCAACCCUUGGGCUUGUCCCUAUUGCAAGUGGGUUCAGCGCAACCAUCGUACGCCUGACCUUAAACGACAUAUCCGCACGCAUACGCGUUUCGAAAGACCUGCACAAUGGGUCUGCUGCGCGAAUCGGCUACAAUCUACAACAUUCCGCACGGCGCGACUCCAUACAUUCAUAACGGAAAACAAAUGAUUGGAGGAUGUGGGAGAGAGUUCAGUCGGCGGGACGCGCUGAAACGCCAUCUGGGCAAUGACCACAUCUCUUGUGUUGGAGAUAUCGACGCGUUCGCUAACGUCUACGACGACUGAAUCACGAAUUUUGAUGAUGAAACGAUCCCCUUUGUGAUGACCGUCAAGAUCAUCUGAUAGCAUUUACUUAUAUGUAUUAUCAAGUAUACCAGACUUCGACCCUAAUCUCUCUCAUUCGAAACACGCGUGCUUAUGCAUAUGUAUGUAUCACCUCCUGCCAGCUGCUGCUGCACCGAACUAUUCUGUACAUUCCUUACUGCAUUUUCGUCGUAGUCCUUGUAUCACCAUGCAACCCUCCGUAGAAAAAUUCGCAUUCAACUAAAUCUGAUUUUCUCCGAACGAGCUCGAGGUCACUGAAAAGUGU